This is a messenger RNA of Cinara cedri, 1064 nucleotides long. Lineage: Eukaryota; Metazoa; Arthropoda; Insecta; Hemiptera; Aphididae. The record is from the annotation of a GenBank genome assembly.
UACGCAAAUUGUCGUCCGGUAACUUUACAAAUUUUAAUAAUACAAGAUUUCUAUAAAUAUAUGAGAUAAUUCUAUCGGCCCGGCGACGUACUACUCCGAACACAGCUACAGCAGACCAGUGUUCGCCUGCCACGAAGAUGGAAGGUAUGGUCACAGAAUACAUUUAAAUGUUAUGGUUUUUGUGUAAUUUGGUAAAGAGUAGUUACUGAGAUAUGUCUUUGAGAAACUCAGCUCGGACGGUGUGCGACACAGUCUUAAGUUAUGCCUUAUGUAAGCCGAUAAUGGCGUCCUUUGGGCGGGUUCCCCGCAGGUCUAUCGGUGCGUACGACAAUGAUGGGAAGACGUACGUGUCCAUGCUGAACAACAACAAUAUCAGGGAAGGCGUCAUGAUAUCGAGUUAUAGUCAGUUCGGUUUCCGGCUGAACAACAACUUUCAGGUGCUCGGCCCAAUCAUUUGUUUCUCUAACUCGAUAAUCGCCUGGUACAUAAACGAUGAUGGGGAUGUUCACGAGAACUCAUUGUCCUUAUUGUUCAAUUUGGAACCUAUGCCGUCUCUGAUCGUGUUAGGCAUCGGUGAUAAUACAUAUCGUAGACAAAUCGACAAGAUCGUAUUAACAGCUACCAAGAAAUACGGAUGCAACAUUGAGGUGUUGCCUGUUGACGCGGCACUGGCCACCUACAAUUUUGCCAUCAGUGAACAACGAUAUGUAGCCGGAGCGUUCAUUCCACCUAAAUUCAUACCAGUCAUCAGCGACGACGUAUUAACCGCCAACGCUCGACACAUACAUCUUUACGGGGAAGAUCUUCCCAGAAAAGAUGUGUGGCAGGAGAACGAAGAACACUUGGAAAAGGUCAAUCAAAACUAUAAGGAAUUUGCUGAAGUGGUAGGAGCGCAAAAAGCGGCAGAUAUUGAGUUGGAAGAAAAACUAGCUAAAUCCAAAAAUAAAAAAAAAAUUAAAUAAAAUCGAAUAAAUAAUUUGUUGAUAGUCAAUUCAAAAUAUAUUUAUUAUAGUAAUGUUUCUCUAAAUAGACUACACAUCUAUGUAAUAUUGUUUUUGUUAAAA